Molecule: messenger RNA, 978 nt
Organism: Pseudocercospora fijiensis CIRAD86
Lineage: Eukaryota; Fungi; Ascomycota; Dothideomycetes; Mycosphaerellales; Mycosphaerellaceae
Exons: 2
Coding region: 1-978 (325 amino acids)
Source: RefSeq, a predicted model, not a curated record
AUGAGUGCCUUCUUCACCGAAGCCGCUGUCAUCGCUUUCGCAAUUGGAGGCGCUAUUAUUGUCAUCGCGGACCUCGCCUCGCCUGACAAGUCGUGUCCAUCUGAAAAGUACUAUACGGAGAUGUGGAACUCGACUGGACCGAUCGCCUCGAUGACUACAUACCUCGAUGUCUGCUCCAUGUAUGCGGACUCAGGUGGGGGCAUCGCCUCAGGACAAUCGACUGCAUCUUUGCCGGGGCUGGGGUUUGUUUCUGCAAACUCUCUUGGUACAAUCGUCCGAGCAGGCCCAGAACUGACCACCAGCGCAAGCAGACCUGCCACCGCACUCUCAGGCGCUAUCGUUGUCAGUUCCAUUGCCGAUACGCUACCACGAGUCACUGCAAUCCCAGGCGCUGUUGUCAGCUCCAUUGCUGAUCUGCGGUUCAAGGCUCUAGAGGAUGGGAGCGACACUAUCUAUAUCCCAUCAACUGGUACUGCGCCAGUCUCGCCAAAGCCAAAUCCCAGUGCUCCGCAAAGGUGGAAGCAUAUCGCGCCUAGACAAGCAACUACCAUUCCUCUGGCUGCGACACCGACGCCACAGCCAAAUCUCUGUACGCCAGAAUCCGCAUCGAUAGCGCCGCCAUCUCCAUCGCUUCGCUUCCCAAUUCAGAACACAACCAUACCUGCGAACAUCACUGUGCCGGAUCUUCCACCAUGGAUCACAUUCGAAAAUCAAACGGUGAACAUUACAGAAUUCCUCUCAAAGCCUCUCCAGGACGAGAACAAUUGCAGCAAAUACAGGACGCCAUGGGAUGGCCAGAUGGGUCCUUCCCAGGAGCAGGAUUUCGAUGGCGAUUUCGAUUUCGAUGGCGAUGGCGAUGAGGAUGGCGAUGGCGAUGGCGAUGGCGAUGGCGAUGGCGAUGGCGAUGGCGAUGGCGAUGGCGAUGAGGAAGAUUGGGAGGGUGAUGAGGCGGGUAAUAAUGAGGGCAGCUCGGAAUGA